CUGUGAUGGCGGCUACUGGGGUUUUACGCGAUGGCGCUUCUCAAGCUCCAGCCCGGGAGCAUCCAGAUCUCUUCGUUUCUCUCCUCGUCUUCGCAGCGAUCGCAGCACAGGGUUGUAGUCUCCAGGCGGCGCAAGCAAUGCGGCGUCGUGACGAUGGCGCUGAGCGAGAAUGGGCCGACUGUGGCUGUCGUUGGCGUGACUGGCGCCGUCGGCCAGGAAUUUCUUAGUGUUCUUGACGAUCGCGAUUUCCCGUAUGGCAAGCUUAAGCUCCUGGCUAGCAAGAGAUCCGCCGGCAAACACAUGACGUUCCAGGACCGGGACUAUGUCGUGGAGGAACUCACGGAUGAGUCCUUCAAUGGUGUCGACAUUGCUCUCUUCAGCGCUGGUGGAUCUAUCAGCAAGGAAUUUGGACCAGUUGCGGUCGACAAAGGUGUGAUUGUUGUCGACAAUAGCUCCGCGUUUCGAAUGGUGGAUGGUGUUCCCCUUGUCAUUCCUGAGGUAAAUCCAGAUGCCAUGGCACACAUAAGAUUGAGCAACAAAAAGGGAGCUCUCAUUGCCAACCCAAACUGUUCCACGAUUAUAUGCCUCAUGGCUGUCACACCUCUUCAUCGUCACGCUAAGGUAAAGCGCAUGGUCGUGAGCACUUACCAAGCUGCGAGUGGAGCUGGUGCCGCUGCCAUGGCGGAGCUUGAGCAGCAAACGCGUGAGGUCCUGGAAGGAAAAGAGCCUACGUGCAAAAUUUUCAACCAGCAGUACGCUUUCAAUCUCUUCUCCCACAACUCGUCCGUCAAGGAAAAUGGCUACAACGAGGAAGAACUUAAGCUUGUGAAAGAAACUCGAAAAAUCUGGGAUGACGAUGAAGUCCGUGUCACAGCUACUUGUGUUCGUGUCCCCGUGAUGAGAGCUCACGCCGAAAGCAUUAAUCUACAAUUCGAAAAGCCAGUGGACGAGGUAGACUUGUGUCGAGCACGAAUGAUGUUGCUGUGGGAAGGAUACGGCGCGAUCUCUCUCAAGAUGGCCACCACGGGUGAGCACAUUUUAUUUUUUCCGUUUGCACUGUGGAUUUCACCCAGGAAAACGCUCGCAUUUUCUAUCAGGCUAGACAUCUUCGUGUGCGGCGAUCAAAUACGCAAAGGAGCAGCUCUCAACGCCGUGCAAAUCGCCGAAAAGCUCUGGUGAUGGUGGGAGCUCACGAAGAACAGGCAAAAAAAAAAAAAAAAUCAUAAGAAAGGAAGAUUUUUUUUA
Molecule: messenger RNA, 1245 nt
Organism: Selaginella moellendorffii
Lineage: Eukaryota; Viridiplantae; Streptophyta; Lycopodiopsida; Selaginellales; Selaginellaceae
Product: aspartate-semialdehyde dehydrogenase
Exons: 8
Coding region: 31-1179 (382 amino acids)
Biological process (GO): L-threonine biosynthetic process
Molecular function (GO): NADP binding; aspartate-semialdehyde dehydrogenase (NADP+) activity; protein dimerization activity
Source: RefSeq, a predicted model, not a curated record